Molecule: messenger RNA, 1434 nt
Organism: Haliotis rubra (blacklip abalone)
Lineage: Eukaryota; Metazoa; Mollusca; Gastropoda; Lepetellida; Haliotidae
Product: multidrug resistance-associated protein 1-like
Biological process (GO): transmembrane transport
Cellular component (GO): membrane
Molecular function (GO): ATP hydrolysis activity; ABC-type transporter activity; ATP binding
Source: RefSeq, a predicted model, not a curated record
AUGGGGGCUGAGAAGUCCCCCUUCUCUGACUCCAGUCCCUAUGUUCCUGCUGAUAGUCAGCCCUACAUGAACUCAGGAACAAACUCACCACACUACCUCAGGUGUUUCCACAUCUCAGGAACAAACUCACCAUACUACCUCCUCAGGUAUGUCUGCAUGACCUCAGGAACAAACUCACCAUACUGCCUCAGGUAUGUCUGCAUGACCCUCAGGAUCAAACUCACCAUACUCCCCUCAGCUACGUUCAUCAUGGUGUUUUUCUUUCUGUGGAAUCUAAGGACGGUAAAGGCAUCUGGUACACUCCACUCGAACAUGCUGAAGAAUGUUCUGAGGGCACCGAUGUCCUUCUUUGACACCACACCUAAGGGCAGGAUUGUCAAUCGGUACUCCCAGGAUAUGGGCACCAUCGACAUCAGGAUGCCGAUCACGGUGGAAUGGCAAGGUGUACGUCUGGAGGUCAUAGGAAACGUCAUCGUUCUGGCCGCCUCCCUAUUUGACGUCAUGUCACGUGACACCCUGUCAGGAGGACUUGUUGGCUUGUCGGUCUCCUAUGCUUUUGAGAUAACCGCUAACCUCAACUGGAUGGUGCAGCUGGUGUCAGAAGUAGAGACACAGAUCGUCAUGGUGGAGAGGGUCAAGCAGUAUACGAAAAUACAUUCAGAGCCAGCAUGGGACAUACCCGAAAGACGUCCAACUCAUGACUGGCCAGACGCGGUGAAGUUCUUGCGAUAUAGAGAAGGCCUAGACCUUGUUCUCAAGGGAGUAACGUCUACAGUGCAUUCCAUAGAGAAGGUGGGCCUCGUGAACAAACUCAGGACGGAGCUCAGGAAGUCCUCUCUGACUCGGUCCCUGUUCCGGCUGAUAGAAGCUGCAGGAGGAGAGAUCAACAUAGAUGGCGUUGACGUCAGUACACUCGGGCUGCAUGACCUCAGGAGCAAACUCACCAUUCUACCUCAGGAUCCUGUACUGUUUGCCGGAAGUCUGCGAGGCAGUAUUGACCCCUUCAACCAGUAUUCAGGCAGUCAGAUCUGGCGGGCACUGGAACAGGCUCAUCUGAAGACGUUCGUGGAGGUACUUCCUGAUGGACUGGAACACGAGUGUAGCGAAGAAAGUGAAAAUUUCAGUGUUGGUCAGCGGCAGCUCUUGUGUCUGGCCAGAGCUCUCUUGAAGAAGACCAGGAUACUAGUACUGGAUGAGGCUACUGCAGCCGUUGACAUGGAAACAGAUGACCUGAUCCAGCAGACCAUCAGGUCAGAGUUCAAUGACUGCACGGUGCUGACCAUCGCCCACAGACUCAACACGGUCAUGGACUAUGACAGGAUCCUGGUCUUGGACAACGGCCAUGUGUGUGAGUUUGACACACCUUCCUCCCUGCUGCAACAGCCCGACAGCAUCUUCUACAACAUGGCCAAAGCUGCAGGAUUAACAACAUAA